CGAACUUUCAAGUUUCGCCGCCAGCAUUUCCAGCAUUGCAGGUACGUGGGUUUCUUCUCUCUCUCUCUAUCUCUCUCCCUCUCCCAGAAUUCAGAUGGGCAGGCACCCUUGCUGUUACAAACAAAAGUUGAGGAAAGGUCUGUGGUCUCCAGAGGAAGAUGAGAAGCUUUUGAGACAUAUUACCAGAUAUGGACAUGGGUGUUGGAGCUCUGUCCCUAAACAAGCAGGUUUGCAUAGGUGUGGGAAGAGCUGCCGAUUGAGGUGGAUAAACUACCUAAGGCCUGAUUUGAAGCGAGGCACAUUCUCACAGCAGGAGGAAAACCUUAUAAUUGAACUCCAUGAAGUUCUUGGCAACAGGUGGUCACAGAUUGCAGCACAGUUACCGGGAAGAACUGAUAACGAAAUUAAAAAUCUGUGGAACUCGUGCAUUAAGAAGAAGCUCCGACAGAAAGGCAUUGACCCAAACACCCACAAACCACUCUCUCAGGUCGAGAAUGCAAAAGAAAAAGCACCCACCACCACUGUCGCCGCCGCCGACAGCAACAAUCACAAAUCCUGGGGAAAUUCCAACGAACUGCACCUCCUCAACAUAGAGAAUUUGAAGCCCAGUUUGGCAGCUGAAGCACCGGAGCCGGAGCCGCCUUCAAUGGCUGAGGAUAAGUACCCACUCGAAGGUUGUUUGAGUUUCAAGAUCAACAGUGGUGAUUCGCUAACACCAACGUCCGCCACCACCAACACCAAGGAGUUCUUCCUGGAGAGGUUCGUCGCCUCCCACGACAGCUCCACCACUACCAGCAGCAGCAGCAGCGGUUGCAGGCCCUCAGACCCUGUUAGAUAUUUUCCCCUUCAGCAAUUGAAUAAUUAUGGGUCCAAUGAAGCAGAGAUCUCCGUAAAUCAAAUUCCAACCCAGUCUCCCUGGUUCAACCACCACAACUGCGGCAAGGCUUUCGACAUCAGUCCCGAAUUCAAUUCCUGUACAAUUUCCAGCCUUCUUUCAUCAUCGACAAGCUCACUUCUUCUCCCUACCUCAAUGUCAAUGGGUUUGAUCAGGCCCACCGUCAGUACUUUUCCCUCUGAUAACAUUUCGGCAGGAAGUUUCAGCAUCAACGGAGUCCAGUACUGGGGAGCCGACAGUUGCAACAAUAAUAGUAACAGUAGCAGCAGCAGCAGUAUUGAAUUGCAGAGUAGCAGCAGUGGAACGUUCUUGUUUGAGAACAACAACGUCUUCUCUUGGGGAUUGGUGGAUUGCAGCACAGCAGAUAAGGAAGGGCAAGUAGUCAAUAAUAAUAAUAAUCACAUUUCAACCGAACCUGAUAUCGAUAUCAAAUGGUCCGAAUUUCUGCACUCCCCGUUCCUAAUUGCGUCCACACUGCAAAACCAAACGGCUCAGCUAUUGUACAGUACUGAAAUAAAAUCAGAACCCCACUUACUCAAUACCAAAGACGCGUCCUCGACUGCGACUUCAUGGCAUCAUCGGAACAACCAGCAGCAAAAACAACAACAACACUUACAAGCUGCUUCUGCUUCAGAUUUCCCAAAACUUGCAGCUGCCUUCGGACAACUAUAG
This is a messenger RNA of Telopea speciosissima, 1567 nucleotides long. RefSeq names its product transcription factor MYB61-like. NCBI's taxonomy places the organism in Eukaryota, Viridiplantae, Streptophyta, Magnoliopsida, Proteales, Proteaceae. Gene Ontology annotation, biological process: regulation of stomatal movement. The coding region runs from base 95 to 1567 and encodes 490 amino acids. The transcript is spliced from 3 exons. The record is from RefSeq and is a predicted model, not a curated record.